Trematosphaeria pertusa is the source of this 736-nucleotide messenger RNA. RefSeq lists its product as uncharacterized. Lineage: Eukaryota; Fungi; Ascomycota; Dothideomycetes; Pleosporales; Trematosphaeriaceae. Bases 1 to 453 code for a protein of 150 amino acids. The transcript has a single exon. The record is from RefSeq and is a predicted model, not a curated record.
AUGACCGGGGUUGCACACUUUGCUGGAGCCGGUAGGAUCCUUCUCGCCCACUACUCUUGCAUCCGAGCGCGCAACCAUGCUCUUGGAGUCGGCAUGCCGCCAUUUGUCAAACGAUUGGGUCUCGCCGCCCGCUGCACAGGAACGUUCCCGCUGCCAGCUGUCUCCAGCGCUGCAGGCCGGAGAGCUCGCGGAUCCGGGCCCUCACCCGCCGCCGCCGUCGCCGCCACCUUCGUUCGUUCUCCCAGCAGGCCGAAUGCCACGCCGAGGGGCCAGCUGUUGCUCUGUGUGUCGAGAAAUGACGGCCGACCUGCAGUUGCCGGCAUGCGUAAUCUCGGCGACUAUGGCUGUGCCCGUCCGCUGAGCGCGUCGUCGAUGGGGGACGGGUGCACGACAUGUGGUGAGGCGUCGCACAUGAUGAACGGCUUGACGUGGGAGUGGGCGCGAAAGUGUUGAGGUUGCUGAACGGUGAAGACGUCCAUUACAGCGUGGGGCGGCGUUGCGUGCUAUUGGCCAGCGUCUUUUAGGAAGGCGCAAUGGACUCGAGCGGUUGCCCGUUGCCUCCUACGACGCGCCCGCUAACAUGCCAUGGUGCCAUGUCGAAUGCCCUCAUGAUUCUGGCUCGAACUGAUGAUAUUCUAAUACAUGUCCAGAAAUUGUAAUGCGUACUCCAUCCCGCCGCUUCGCCCGUCUAUUUCCUGUAUCCGUGGAAACAUGUUUGAAACCCUCGCGGAGACCA